UCCCUGGCUGAGUGAAAUGUUGUUAAGAUGUUUAUUUCGUGAUGAUUGUUGUUAUACAUUGUUAUAAAUAUGUUUACUCUGUUACGUGGUUUAAACCAGAAUUUACAAUAUGUUGAUAGAAGAAAUAAUAACCUUAAAGAGGUUCCUGAUGAAGUUUUGUCUUCGAAAACACUGGAAGAACUUCUCCUGGAUUCAAAUCAUAUAAGACUCUUACCUAAGGGCUUGUUUCGAUUGCCAAAAAUUAGGAAACUUACUCUUAGUGAGAAUGAAAUUUUUCGUUUACAACCAGAGAUUGGAAAUCUUACUACCCUUGUGGAACUUGAUAUUAGUAAAAAUGAAAUAUAUGAUAUACCUGAAAACAUCAAGAGCUUAAAACAGUUGCAAGUUGCAGAUUUUAGUUCCAAUCCUCUGAAAAGAGUUCCAUUUAGCAUCGUUUAUCUUCAAAAUUUAACUGACCUGAAGUUAAAUGAUGUUAAUUUGACUGAACUUCCUUCAGAUUUUGGAAGACUUGUUAAUCUGCAGACCUUGGAGUUACGUGACAAUAUGUUAAAAGAUUUGCCAUCAUCAUUUGUAUCUUUGAAGAAUUUAGAAUGUAUUGAUCUAGCUAGUAAUAUGUUUGAAGAAAUGCCUUCUUGUUUGUGCCAGCUUGUACAAUUAAGAGAGCUAUGGUUAGAUUCUAAUGAAAUAUCUUCUCUUUUGAGUGAUAUAAAAAAAUUGAAAAAUUUGAAAUGUUUUGAUAUUUCUGAAAAUGAUUUGGAGUUUCUUCCUGAAGAAAUAUCUGGAUUAGAAAGUCUUACAGACUUUUACAUUUCUCAAAAUUACCUCCAGCUACUUCCGAAUGGAAUUGGUAACCUUAGUGAGCUUACCGUUUUUAAAGUUGACAGCAACAGGUUAUUGUCAUUACCAAUGAGUUUGGGGAAGUGCACCAAUUUACAGGAAUUGGUGUUGAAGGAAAACGAAAUAUCUUCUUUCCCAGAAUCUAUUGGUCAACUGAGAAAUCUUAGGACUCUAAUCGCUGACUGCAAUAAACUGAGCAGUCUGCCAUCUGAAAUAUGUAACUUAAUUCAAUUGUCUGUUUUGUCUCUUCGUGACAACUGCUUAUAUUAUCUUCCUGAAGACACUGGCAUUCUAAAAAAUUUGCAAGUUCUAGAUCUCUGUGGUAACAGGAUUCAGUAUUUACCUACCAGCAUCAUGUUUCUUAAUCUGAAAGCUCUUUGGUUAUCUGAAAAUCAGCAUCAACCUCUCUUGAAAUUUCAAAGAGAUUAUGAUUGGAAGGCCCAAAGAGAAAUUAUCACAUGUUACAUGCUUCCUCAACAAGAGCAGCAAGAAUAUACUACUGAUUAUUCAGCAUCAUGUACUGAUAAUCAUGAAAAGACUUACUGCAAUAAUCCACGUGUUGACUUUGAGGUUGAAAGUGAAGAUGAACUAGAUAAAAAUGCUGAGCUUGUCCGUCAUGGAACACCUUAUCCAAAAGAUUUAAAGUCCAAGGUUAUUAAGUUGCUGCCUGCAAGAAAUAAAGCUUUAAAAAACGAAGAUAUGUCUGAAAAUGGUAGAAGGCAAAAGCUUGAUGUUUGGAAGUCAUAUGAAGACAAGGCGCAACUUCAAUGCGUAUCUCCUGUUGUUGAUUCGGGUGUAUCCAGCGCAGCUUCACCUAUUAAUACAACUGCUGAUAAAAUUGAGUAUGAAUGUGGUAUUCCUUCACAACAUAAUGGCAUUGCUUCAUUAGAAUCGGUUCAAAAGUUGAAGUCUGCUGAGAGCACAGAUCACAGCUUAGAUGAUCUGGAUGAAAAUUCUAGUGACAAUUGUCUUUUUGAUGGCAAAAUAAGUGCUUCUUUUGAAUCUGAGGGUCCAACAGAGUUCCAGGCUCAGACGUUGGUUCAACCAUUUGCAUAUGACAUUUUUAAUAUUUAUGUGCAACGAGAACCAAGUGGCCUGGGGUUAAGCAUUGCUGGUGGAAAAGAAUCCACUCCAUAUAAGGGGGAUGAUGAGGGCAUAUUCGUAUCUAAAGUAACAGAAGGUGGUCCAUCAGAUAAAGGUGGUUUAAGAAUCGAGGAUAAGAUUUUGAAGGUGAAUGACAUUCCUAUGCUGGAUAUUGACCAUCACAGUGCUGUCCAAAUACUGAGAAAUGCAGGCAAUACGAUCAAGUUUACUGUGCUGAGAGAAAGACCAAAUAUUUCAAAACAGAAGCCAGACUCAGUAUCAAGUCCUGUUCCUCAAUUAAUUGCUCAAGGGCAACAAGUAUCAGUUUUGCCUAAGCCAGAAAAUGCUAUAAGAAAUCCAGAGUCAACUUCAAAUGCAGAAUUAAGAUCCUUCAAUCCAGCUGGAGCCACCAACUGUAAUUCAAGAAUUAGCUAUAGGCCUCUAAAUGAUACAUUACAAGUUAAAAGAAACGAAUUUCAACCUCAAUCUUCUCAACAAACUGCUGUUACUUUACCAAAUAUCUUUCAUCAUCAAAACAAAUUGUCUACUUUUGAACCUGAUAUGACAUCAACUCCAAUGAGUCUGUCUCGUGCAUCAUGUAAAAAUAGCCCAGAUGUUGUUCAAUCAUCAGCAUUAAAUUCUCUGGUUCAAUCUGCCUCAUAUGAUUCCAAAGAUAGAUAUGAAGGGCCUAUAGUAAAAGUAACAAUUCAGAAUCCAAGACCUUAUGUACCUUUAUCACCUGAUUUGCCUCCACCAACUAAAGCUCCUGGAAGUACCUCUGAAGUUCUUACAAGAUCUUCAUAUAGUGAAACAACUCUGACCAGAUUUACAAAUAAUUCUCAAUUAUCUAAUGGGCCUAUUUGUGAGGAAGUAACAGUUGCUAGAUUGAAUGGUUCUUUAGGUUUAAGCAUUAUGGGAGGCUGUGAUCAAACUUGUUUCCCUUUUGGAAAUGGCAGACCAGGAAUUUAUGUUUCAAGGGUUGCACGCAAUGGUACUGCAGCAAAAACUAGGAAAAUCAGAGUUGGUGAUCGUAUUCUCAAAGUGAAUAAUAUUGAUUUAAGUAAUUCUAUGCAUUCUGAAGCAGUUACUGCUUUAUGUGCUGCAGGAGAUGAAGUAAAAUUAACUAUUCAACAUGAUCCACUUCCUGAUGGAUGGCAGGAAUUCACUUUGACUCUAUCUGAAAAUGAGCCAUUGGGUAUUGUGAUUGGAGGAGGUAUUGAUGGAACACAUGCCAAUCCUUUUGACUACUAUGAUGAAGGAAUUUUUAUUACAAAAAUUUUGCCCAACUCAGCUGCUGAUAAAGAUGGAAGACUGAAAGUGGGAAUGAGAGUUAUUGAGGUUUGUAAUAUAUCAUUUCUUGGUGUGUGCUUAGAAGAGGCUAACCGUGCCAUCAGUUCUUGUCGCGACUCUGUGUACAUCAUAGUGUGUAAUGGAUUCAACAGUAAUUUGCCAACAAACACUUCAUAUAGCUGUCUUCCUGAGUCGAAUUCUGCUACAAUUGAUUCUGUACCAUGCAUUGAUAGUGACGAUGAUUGCAUUGAUGUUUUCCGUCCAUCAAAUCAGGAUGUUGUGGCUCAUGAAAAGUCUGUAGAUGAAAAAGUUUUAGAUGUUGUUCGUGCUGCAGAGAUGUUAGUUACUCCCUCACCUCGUGUAUUUCUUCAUCCACCAUCAUCUUUAAAGAAAAAAAAGACAACUACAAUUGUUUUAUCAAAGCAUACAGUGCAUCCGUCGCCAGUGGAAGAGAAUCAGCAUUCGAAACCAUCCUAUCUUCCGUGUGAAGUUUGAGCUUUUUCAGUACUCAUUGACAUUACUGUGUAAAAACCUGAGAAGCAUUCAUCAUUUCAGACACUUCUGACUGGAUUCAAAUGAAUACACAAGUUACUCUUUAAUCAGUAUCUAUAUAACAUUCCAGCCUUUGUACAUUUUAAAAAAUUUCUUUAUUUUUUAAUGAAUGUGAUUUUUCAAAACUGUAUAAAAGCAAUAGUAAAAAAAAAAAAAUCAUUUGUUGUUUAGUGCAAUCAUUUUAUCAUUUCAAAACUGUAUAUACAAAAAGCUACCAUUCUUGUUCAUUGCUUUUAUAUAUUUUAUCAUAUUUGCAAUUCAAGAUUGUGCUUAAUUGUUAUUUUUCAUUAUUAUUUUAUACAUUCUGGUUUUGUCUGUUUAUUUUUAUUCUCUUUUACAUAUACAUAAAGUUGUAACAUUUGAUGAUACUAUAAAAUUUUAAAAUGCAUGAAAUGCUUUAAGUACACAAAAAUUCUUUUGUUUAUUGCUUGUGCAAUUAUUUUAUAUUAUUUUUGUUACUGCUAUCAUACUUUUAAAUAAUCAAUUUUCCUUAUAUAAGCUUCUGUAUCUUAAAAUGAAUUUAUAAAUAACAAAAUUCUAAUAUCUGGAAAUGAUACUGAUUAAGAUUUUUAAUAUAUAUUAUUAAUAUUUUAUUUUUAUUCUUUGAAUUUUUGCAAGGAACUGUGCACUUUUCUCACUUUAUAUAUGAAGUAUAUAGAGACCGAGAAAAGGAGGUAAUAUUUAAAUCAGAAGUGCAAAUCGUAUUGUACUUAUAAUUCAUUCACUUAGAUGUUUUUACAAUCAAUUCACUUUAUAAAAUUUUUAUUUCCAUGUAUAGAAUAUACUGUUGGUAAAUAUGUAUUAAUUAUUGUAGUUUAUCAAAGAUUUAUUGGAAGAGAAUGGUCAUUGGAUUUGAAAAUCAUUGAUAUACAAUAUACAAAAUUAUCUAACAUCUGAUCAGAUAUUCUCUAAUAAAUAUAUUUUGAUAUUAGCGCACAAAGACUAUAUGCUCAAAUUUUCAUUAUUAGAAGAAAGAGGAAAUAUUUUAUUGCAUAUAAAAAAGAUUAUUCUAUAAUGUAUCUUUUUGUAUAUGAUCUAUAUUUUCUUUUUUGAAAAUUCUUGUAACUCAUUGAACUCCGUCCUUUAGCCCCCCUCCCUCCCCCAUUUUAUUAAGAAUUAAAAAUAAAAUUAAUUUAUGUUGUAUUUUUUAAAAUUAAAAAAAAAACGCCCUAGUUUCCCCAUCUUUUUACCGUUUUCAACCUACUAGAAAAAUCGCAGCUUUAAUUUGUAUAUUUAAUUUUACCAUGUUUUAAAAUAAUUAGUGCUUCACAUUGUUCAAAAUUACUUAAUAAUUAAUCUGUCUGAUUUACAUUCCUAAAUGUGAACAAAUUUGAGUAAAAAAAAUGGGAAAGUUUUGUGUUUGUUUUUAAAGCUAUUUAUUUUGUAAAACAAAUUAACUUAUUGCUUUUAUCCAGUCAGGCUAGUUGCGUAGAAACUUUAGGUAAUAUUGAUCAUAUAUCCAGUUACAGCAUUAAGUUUUUUAAAAAGGAAUUCUUCAAGCACCUAAAAUAUGCUAUAUAUAUGCUUAAUUUUAUAAAUGUUUUAAAAAUAAAAUAUGACAUGUAAUUAUAUGCAAGUGACAAAUGGCAGGUUAAGGUGAAACAUUUGAUUUAUCUAUAAUUUUCUCUUAUCUAUUUAUUUUUCCCCCCUCGCCUAUCCUGUACUUAAUAUGUAUUUAUUAGUGUUUUAUUCUAUUGGUAAUAUAUUUUUCUUUAAUUUUGGGAAAUGGAUUUGAAGUUCUAUAAAGUUUUUGGUAAUUUUAAGGUAAAUAAAGGGAAUAUAUUCCAUAUACGUUCUUGCAGUGAUAUAUUUAUUCUCUCAUAUAUAAUCUGGGAAAUCACAUUAUUAAAACUAUAAAAUCAAUGAUUCUUCUAGCAGAUUCAACUUUUUGAGGCAGCUUGAGAAACUUGAGUUGAAAGUUGUAUGAUGUGAAUUAUUUAGUCAUCUUUUUAUGUGUGAUAACAAAUUAAAUGUUUUACUAUUAUACUAUUUCAUUAUAUAGCUAUGUGUUAUAAUGAAAUGUAAGAGCAGAGCUUCAAUAAAAAUAAACGAUCAAGUUCUUGAUUAUUUUUCGCCCUUAAUAAGUGUGUGAUGGAUUUAAUAAUAUAUAUUAUUAAUUUUACAAAGUUAUUUUUCAAACUCUUUCCGUAACGUGUUACUAACAUAAAUAUGUAGUAUGUAAUUAUGAAAGUUUAAAUAGAAUGACUUUUUUUUAUAAAAUUAGUUUUAGUGGUAUUAAAUAGUAACUAAAGCCAUAGAGGUAUAUGUACUUUCCAUUUUAUCUAGUAUUGUUUCAAGAAUUGAUUUACCAUUGCUUUCCUUUGAUAUAUGUAUAUGGUUGUAUUUAUAUUUGAAUAUCUGUUAAUAUAUGAGAAAUCGAUUUAUUCGCAUAUAGUUUUCAGAUUUCUAUAUUUAACUAUUCAUUUCUGUGUGAAUAUCAGUGAUGUGAUACAAAUACACAUUUUUAAAGGUAAUAGAAGAUGUCAAUCCUUCUAUUCUAGUUUCCUAAGUAUGGUGUUAGGUAUUUGCUACUAAUUAUUUUAUAUUAAUUCUUGUAAUUUAAAUAAAUGCUUAAAGAUUAUAAUUUGUCAUGAACAUCUGUUUUAUUAUGAAACAGUUCAUGUACUUAAUUUUGUUUAAAAGAGGAACUUUGUUUUUUAUUGAUGAAAGUUACUGAAUUCUGUUAAAGUAAUGAUAUUUUCUUACAGUUUUAACCUAAUAAAUGUUUUAAAGCAUAUUGCAUAUAUUUAAAAGGGACUAGUAUACAGUAGAUAUUAUUAAUUGUGAAAUCUUAAUGGGUUUUUUAUUCUGUUUAGAAUAUCUCUUAGUUUAGUGUUUCCUGUUUAAUUUAGCAAAUUAUAUAUAGUGUAAUAUAUAUGGAGUGUUCGGAUCCAAUAAAUAGUUGAUUGCAUGUUUCUUAAGAGAUAUAUCUAUUAUAAAACAUAAUCUUAAUUGUAGCUUAACUGUUAAUAUAUACGUUCAGUGUUGAAAUUACAUUUAUUCAUUAAAAUAUGUUUCUUAGUUGCAACUCAUAUUUUCACAUCAUAAUUCUGUUGUGUGAUAAAAAAAAAAAAUAGUAUGCAUAUGUAUUUGAAAAGCUUUUAACAAUUGUAUCAACAUUAAAUGGCCACGAAAAAAAUGGCUUAUAACUUUUUAAUGUAUUUGGAUGUACUUUAAAUUGUUUUUAUAUAAUGUAUUGGAACCUAAGACAGUUCAUAAUUUGGUGUUAUUUUAUAGAUAGCGACACCUGUUUCUUUUUAGUAUAGAUAAAAAUUAGAUUUUUAGUGAUGAAUUUUAAGUGAAAUAUACAUAAUUUUAUUUUACUGAAAAUUAAAUCGUAGCUAAGAAAAAAUUAUUUAUUUUCUUUCUGUUAAAUUGUUAUUAAAUGAAUAGAUUUAUGUAUGUUGUUGUUGUUGUUUUUAUAAAAUUUGGACCUUUUAAGAACUUGGAGACAUUCUAUUUUGAUUAAUGGACAUAUCUAUAAUGGAUGACUGCAUUUUAUUUCUUUGUGAAAGUUUAAUUAAAAAGUUUUGAAUUAUUAUGUAUCAGCAUUUUAUUGAAAUAUUAAGGUAUUCAUUUUAAAUUAAUCUUUUUCCCUCAAUGAUGACUUUGUAGUUGUUUUUGAUUUAACUAUAUGUUAUUGUAUUUAUAUUGUUUUGUUUGUGGCAUUAAAUCUAUCCUGUAAAUUCCAUUAAAA
Molecule: messenger RNA, 7459 nt
Organism: Argiope bruennichi
Lineage: Eukaryota; Metazoa; Arthropoda; Arachnida; Araneae; Araneidae
Product: protein lap4-like
Exons: 28
Coding region: 70-3705 (1211 amino acids)
Biological process (GO): neurotransmitter receptor transport postsynaptic membrane to endosome; neurotransmitter receptor transport, endosome to postsynaptic membrane
Cellular component (GO): adherens junction; postsynaptic density; postsynaptic membrane
Molecular function (GO): protein binding
Source: RefSeq, a predicted model, not a curated record